GACUUCUUGCCAGUUCCGGGCAAGCCCGAACGUGCAUGGCCAGCGUGGAAACGUGCUUUCUUGAUGUUCCUUGAGGCGUCCGGCUUGGACAGUGUUGCGCCUAGUCGAAAAAAGGCGAUCUUGUUUUCCAUGCUUGGGGCUGAGGGCCAGAGAAUUGUUGACGCUUUUCAGCUCGAUGAGACUCCCGCUUCCGAGGAAGGCGAUGUUUUUGAAGUCUUUUUGAGUGCUAUCGAGAAGCACUUUGAGUUUUCUGGGUGUAUCGCGCUGGAACGCCAAAAGCUUCGCGCUCGCGUCCAACGCCCGGGAGAAACCGUCUCGGAGUACUUGACCGCUCUGCGACGCCAAGGGUCUUUUUGUUCUUAUGGAGACGCUUUGGAAGAGAGGCUUGCUGAGGUCUUUUUGGAGGGGUUGGACUCUAAGCGGGUCCAAGACCGCAUCCUUCGAGAGUGUGUGGGGACGGGGGUACCCACUUUAACCCGUGUCGUUCAGCUCGCGCUGCAGUACGAGCAACUUGCGCGCACCACAGAAAGCUUCCACCUGCGAGCUCCCAGUGCUAGCGGUGCGGCGCCGGCAGCCGUUGAGCGCGUCUUUGCGCACGUGCCCAUUGGAACGCCGGACGUCCAAGAUGGAGGUCCAUGGCCGGCACGGAGAUGA
Molecule: messenger RNA, 654 nt
Organism: Ixodes scapularis (black-legged tick)
Lineage: Eukaryota; Metazoa; Arthropoda; Arachnida; Ixodida; Ixodidae
Exons: 2
Source: RefSeq, a predicted model, not a curated record